Messenger RNA from Fibroporia radiculosa, 1689 nucleotides. RefSeq lists its product as uncharacterized. NCBI's taxonomy places the organism in Eukaryota, Fungi, Basidiomycota, Agaricomycetes, Polyporales, Fibroporiaceae. The transcript has 5 exons. The coding region runs from base 1 to 1689 and encodes 562 amino acids. Gene Ontology annotation, molecular function: ubiquitin binding; phosphatidylinositol binding. Gene Ontology annotation, biological process: Golgi to endosome transport; Golgi to vacuole transport; protein transport to vacuole involved in ubiquitin-dependent protein catabolic process via the multivesicular body sorting pathway. Gene Ontology annotation, cellular component: trans-Golgi network. The record is from RefSeq and is a predicted model, not a curated record.
AUGCUGUCCUCUUCCCCUGGAUGGACAUCGAACGUCUCGCAAGCUGAGCUCCUUGUCACCCGCGCAUGCAGCCCUCACUUGCAGGAACCCAACUAUGCCCUGCAUCUUGAGGUUGCAGAAUACAUCAACCAGAAGAAGGCCAAUACACCGCGUGAGGCGGCUAUGAUGAUCGCAAGAAUUGUGAACAACCGCAAUCCCCAUGUGGCUAUGCUCGCACUCGCGCUUCUUGAGACCCUUGUUCAGUCCUGCGGAUACCCAUUCCACCUACAGAUCGCGACAAAGGAAUUUCUGAACGAGCUUGUUCGUCGAUUUCCCGAACGACCACCUCCCUUCCCUGGCCCCGUCAUGUCUAGGAUACUAGAUUUGAUCAAUGAUUGGAAGGAGGGUAUUGCGGCGGAGUCGAGAUGGAAGGAAGAUUUAGGGAAUGUACGCGACAUGCAUCGUCUGCUUACAUUCAAGGGCUAUCGGUUCCGUGACCGACCACGACCGCCGCCGAUUGCAUCUGCAUCUAAUCUCAAAUCCGCUGAAGAGCUCGAACAAGAAGAUCGUGUAGCACAAGAGGCGAAGUUACAAGAGCUCAUCCGGCGCGGUACACCUCGGGACCUCGCCGCAGCGCAAGAGCUCAUGAAAACUCUCGCAGGUGCAAAUCCAGAUGCGAAGCCGGACUACCGCACCCAGUCGCUCACAGAGCUGAACAAGCUCGAAAGUAAGGUGAUUCUGCUGAACGAGAUCCUCGACAACGUGGACACAACGCGGGGAGAGAAAUUUGUGAAGGGCGACGUGUACGAUCAAGUUGCCUCCAUUCUCACAGAGGCGCGACCGAAGAUUCAGGGAUGGAUUUCCAAUGCAGAAACUGACGAUCCAGAGUCACUGGAUACAUUCUUGCAAAUCAACGAUCAGCUUAACUCGGUGCUCAACCGAUACGAGUGCUACAAAAACGGUGAUUAUGCCGCGGCCUCGAAUCCCAUCCCUCCCGAACUCGGCGGCGGACGACCAAAUGACUUGUCGUUGAUCGACUUCGACGAUUCUUCAGAAAGUGCGAAUAUCGGCGCAAACAGCUCAUCUGGCGUGAGUGGCCAUGCAACGUCAAUAGAUGAACUUGCGAGCCUCUUUGGGCCAUCGGCUCAGCCUGUAAGCGGUGCGCACCCACAAUCGAUGGGUAUGAGGGAAACGGGAGGGGAGUUUGGGAUGAGAAUGGGCUCCGGUAUGGGAAUGGGUACAGGCAUGGGUAUGAACAUGAGUGCGCCUGCACCUUCAAACAUGACCAUCAAUGGCUUCACCUCUGGCAUGGGCAUGGGAACUAGAGUGGGUGCAGGCCCGUCCCCAGCUCUCAAUCAGGCUACUCGUCCGGUCACAGCGUCGCCACAUCAGGACACCCAGCUAGGCAUGAUACGAAUAGGUACUCCCCAGGCACAGCUGGCGUCUGGGUCAGGACCUUUGACUCCUAUAUCGACCCAGACGCAGAUGCCGAACUACUAUAGCUCAUCUUCCGCUUCGCCUGCGAUAGGCAUGGGGACGGGUUCGGGCGCACGGAUGGGUGGGAUGGGCAUGACGGGGCAGUCUGGGAUGCAGCCGAUACAGCCCCAGCAAAUAUUUGGCCAGCAACAACGACCUACGAACGUCGCUAGCAAUCCUACCGGCGGGACACAGGGGAAAGAUCCUUUUGCAGAUCUAGUCGGACUGUUCUAG